AUGCCAUCCAAACGCAUCUACCAUCAAUACCUAUCGACGCUGCCCAAGCGACCCACUCUCAACCCUCGAGUGCUCACCGCUGCGCCCACCUCUUCGUCACUACCCACACGAAGCAUCUCGACAACCCUCGUGACCAGGCAAAAGGCACAACAUGCUUCGCAACCGCCCGCGCCCAGGUCCACAGGUCAGCCUAAACCUUCCUCCUCCGACCCCCCCUCCUCAUCCACUCAAGAUGCUCGCACAGAUCUCCUCUCCCGUCCCCGCCGUAGCAUGCUCUACGUCCCCGGUUCGUCCGAAAAAAUGAUCAAAAAAUCUCAAUCCUCUUCCUCCGACACCAUCAUCUUCGAUCUCGAAGAUUCCGUAGCCGCCCAUAAAAAAGGUUCUGCUCGGGAGACCGUUUUUCUAGCCCUCGAAGCUGCCGCUCGUCCUGGCCCUGAACUCGCCGUCCGAAUCAAUCCUCCUUCCUCGAACUGCGAUCUGGCCGAAGACGAUCUCGAUAUGAUCCUUCCCAGCUCGCAACUCCAGACGAUCGUUGUACCUAAAGUUGAGAGCGAAGAUGAUGUUCGAUUGAUAAUUGAAAAAGCUAGAGCUCUUCGAGGGCAAGAUAAGGCGCCUCUGGGGUUGGUACUCUCGGUGGAAUCCGCAGGGAGCUUGCUGCGUAUGCCAAAGAUCAUCGAACGGGUCCGAAACCAGCUCGGUCAAAACCCGUAUUCAGGCAAGCCAGGAGCGAAUGGGAAAAGUGGAAUGGUAGAGAUCGUUGCCCUGCUCUUUGCCUCCGAAGACUACUGUGCAAGCACCGGAAUCCUCCGCACCCGAGAUCGAAAAUCUCUAUUGUUCCCAAGAGCACAUAUGGCUACGAUUGCAAAAGGCUACAACUUGGCAGCGAUAGAUAUGGUUUGUAUCGACUACAAGGAUCAAGCGUACCUAAUCGAGGAAGCGGAAGAAGCGAAAGAGUUGGGAUAUGAUGGGAAGCAAGCAAUUCAUCCUGUACAAGUGGAUCCGAUUCAGAAUACCUUCAAUCCCACAGAAGAGGCGGUGGAGAGAGCAGCGAGAAUUUUGAGUUUGUAUGAAAAGGCGGAAAAGGGUGAUAGAGGUGCAUAUGGGUUGGAAGAGGAGCGUGGAGGGAUGACGAUGAUUGAUAGGCCGAUGUUACUGCAGGCGAAUGCGGUCGUGGGGUUGGCCAAGAGGGCUGGGAUGAAGGUGCCGAGUGGGCAAGAUUUAGAGGCGAGGAAGGAUCAGUAA
Molecule: messenger RNA, 1242 nt
Organism: Ustilago hordei
Lineage: Eukaryota; Fungi; Basidiomycota; Ustilaginomycetes; Ustilaginales; Ustilaginaceae
Exons: 1
Coding region: 1-1242 (413 amino acids)
Biological process (GO): oxaloacetate metabolic process
Molecular function (GO): magnesium ion binding; catalytic activity
Source: RefSeq, a predicted model, not a curated record